Molecule: messenger RNA, 3010 nt
Organism: Saccoglossus kowalevskii
Lineage: Eukaryota; Metazoa; Hemichordata; Enteropneusta; Harrimaniidae
Biological process (GO): superoxide metabolic process
Molecular function (GO): metal ion binding
Source: RefSeq, a predicted model, not a curated record
AUGGUAAUCAAGCUAAAAAUUUGUUUCUUUUCAGUGUUUGUGUUGUUUCCGAUUGCUGUUUCCACGACUACCUUAGUGGCAAAUUUUGAUAUGCAAGGCAUUAGUGGUACUAUACAAUUUGAACAGACAGGCAGUGGAAAUAUAACCACCAUCACUGUAAUGUUAACAGGACUAGAAGAGAAUGUAUUUUAUGAUUGGAACAUCAUGGAAUUCCCUGUAUUUUAUGAUCUUAGUGAUAAAUGUGCUGUUACUGUUCUUGGAGAUUCGGUUUAUGACUUGGGGCUAGCAAUUAGCUUGUUGACUUCGAGUCUGGUAGAUGGUGACAUGUAUACUGUCACAUCUGUAGAGUUGACAGGGGUACACAGUAUACAGGGCAGGUCAAUACUCUUAGACAAUGGAUCAGACCGUGUGUGUGCCACAAUAAGUCUAAAUCAAGAUAUCAUUAAUGCUGUAGCUAUUUUACACAUGCCUGUUGCCGGUGUCAUCCUGUUUCAACAACUUGCCAGUGACAGUACAGCUGUUACAACGAUAGAUACAGAUCUUUUUUAUGUGGAUGGGACAACAGGGGAUGUAUAUGAUUGGUCAGUUUAUACUAAUACUAAUGGUGUGGACUAUGAGACAUCUAAUUCAGGGAAAUGUGAUGAUACCAUCUCAGUUUACAAUCCUAUUGGUAGUGACAAUACUAACUGUGGAACCAGCAUGCAAGAAAACUGCCAAAUUGGACAUUUAUCAGGAAAGCUUGCAGGGCUCACCAUUGGAACUUAUAAAGGUGUUGCCAUUAAUCACUUUGUUGACACAAAUUUGCCACUUUCUGGUGAAAAUUCUAUAAUUGGUCGUACAUUAGUUAUUUUAACCAGCAAUGGUGAGAAGCUUGCAUGUGGAUAUAUUACUCAACUGAAUAAGAGAAAAGUUACAAGUGAAUUCAACUCUGAUGGUGUGACUGGGACAAUCAGCUUCAGUCAAUCAUCAUCAUUACACCCAACGUUAGUAGAAGUCAACCUAAAUAAUUUACAAAAUCAAGCUCAUACUUACCACGUUCAUGAAUUUCCUGUUCCACAUAGAAAGACAACAGAUGAUAGUUUAUGUAACAGUUACUCAGUUGGAGGCCACUGGAACCCAUACAAUGUUGUUGAUAGUCCGGCGACUGGUACUAAUGACCAGUACGAAAUUGGAGACCUGAGUGGAAAAUAUGGAACAAUAUCAGGAACAUCGUUUUCCGGCAGUUAUAUUGAUUUCAAUUUACCAUUAUUUGGCCAAAAUAGUAUUAUUGGUCGAUCCAUUGUUAUUCAUAAAUCAGAUGGUUCACGGUGGGUGUGUGCUAAUAUUAACUAUCCCACAUCAACUCUGACAGCAAUUGCCGUUUUCAAUGCACCUAUUGGUGGAUAUAUCAUGAUGCGACAAGAUGACAAUGAUCCUUUCUCUGAUACGUCUGUUUUUGUGGAUAUUGCUUAUGUUGAUGGCACUGUACGUACAACCAAUCAUGAUUGGCAUGUUCACGUUGAAAAGCUUGCUGAUGAUUACUUGAGUGACGAAUCAAGAUGUGCUAGCGUCAGUGGGCAUUAUAAUCCCUAUCAAGUUAGCUUAGAUGACUCAUACAGUGCACAUUGCAAUAAUGAAAAUCAACAAAGAUGCGAACUGGGAGAUUUUGCAGGUAAACAUGGACAACUGGUAAUCGCUAGUGACCUCAGCAUGAUUGGUGGAAAGGCAUUUUUUACAGAUACACAAAUGGCCCUGUCUGGAACCGCAUCAGUGAUCGGUAGAUCUAUUGUUAUUCACGAGUCUGAAUCUGGUACUGGGCGUCUGGCAUGUGCUGAUAUCCAUGAAUUUAAACAUGUAGUUACCAGAUCUGAUAAUUGGAGUGAUGACUCUAUCUUUGGGUUCGUGGAGUUGACCCAGACUUCCUUAUUUGAUCCAGUUACAGUGGACAUUGAUCUAUCCGGACUUCAGAGUUCAGCCGGAGGUUACCAUAUACAUAUUCUCCCGAUUCUAUCUGGUGCAGAUCCUGUGUGUGGUGAAUAUUCUGUGCAAGGACACUUCAAUCCAUUUGGAAUAUUAGGCAGUGCAGAUACUGGAACUCAUGAUAUGUACGAGGUUGGAGACCUGAGUGGCAAGUUUGGAAGUUUAAAUGGUCUUGAUUUCUUGGCAGCCAAUUACAGUGACUAUAACUGUGCACUGACAGGAGCACAGAGUGUGGUUGGAAGAUCUAUUGUGAUUCAUAGAGAUGACGAAUCUGGAUCACGAUGGUCAUGUUCUGAUAUUGUAAGCCAAUUAGAUUCCUUUCAAUACAAACUGAACGCUGUUGCAUCGUGGGAUACAUCCAUCUUCUUGGGGUCCAUUUCAUUUAGCCAAAUUCACUAUAGCGAUGGUCGGCUUGGUGAUACAACAUUAGUCGUUGACAUAUCGUCCAAUUCACAACAGGACUUGACUUACAACUGGAGUAUACAUGAAGGCUUUAAUUAUGAUUGUUCUGGAAUUGGAGAUGUAUUCAAUCCUUAUCGAGUUAGUGCACAGGACAAUUACAACAUAUUAUGCAGUGUAUUGUAUCACUCUCAUUGUCAAGUUGGUGACUUAAGUGGUCGGCAUGGUUAUCCUGGAACCAGACGUGUCCUUUUCACAGACUCUAAUAUUCCAUUAUUUGGAGAUGCAUCAGUGAUUGGACGUACAAUUAUGCUGACUCCAUCAGAUGGCUCUGUGCCAUCAUGUCAAACUAUUGAACCAACAACAGACACUGCUGCACAAGCAUCCCUAGGCUUUGCCUCAUUGGUUGCUGAAUUUAAUGCAUAUGACUUUAGAAAGGAAGUGUCUGCAUUCUGUGGCAUUGACAUGUGGCAAGUCAUAGCGACAAGAGAUAUUGAGAACACUAUUGAUGGCUGUCAAGCUAUUACUUUCUGGUUUGCUGGUACCAACUCAGAUGAUAUUAAAGCUGACUUUCUUACACGGUCACAGGGUGAAGAGGGCAGUACACUUGGAAUCUAUGCCCCAACUGAUAACUGUCCAAUGCAAAAUGCUG